Molecule: messenger RNA, 1447 nt
Organism: Pseudogymnoascus verrucosus
Lineage: Eukaryota; Fungi; Ascomycota; Leotiomycetes; Thelebolales; Thelebolaceae
Exons: 2
Coding region: 99-1280 (393 amino acids)
Biological process (GO): peptide modification; carbohydrate metabolic process
Cellular component (GO): plasma membrane
Source: RefSeq, a predicted model, not a curated record
UUCCAAUGUCAAGUUUGGGGAUUAGGGACUAAUUAUCUACAUAUUGUAAUUUAGCUAAUUAAAAAGAUACAGGUCAAAAUCUGCGAUAGCUAUUUGCCAUGGAAGAGAUACUGUAUAUCUCAAACGAUAUCCCAACGCAAGCUCUGCGAUCACCACCUUCGGAGCUUCUACAGUCGUGCUUAGAACAGAUUCUACAGACACUUCCCCCAAAGGAGAGCUAUAACGAAGAGCAAGCCAGUGGCUUCUUCAUGGGCUAUACGGGUCUUGCUUUUCUUUUCUUUCAGAUCUCGGCUCUUCGCCCAGGCUUAGAGAUUCUCGGCCAUGAUCUGAUCUAUUGGGCAAAGCGGUAUAUGGAGGGCAAAAGGACCGGGAUCGAAUGUUUUAUCGUCAAUAAGGAGCAGGGUUGCGGCCUGUUAAACGAAAGACUCUGCUUUCAGGCUCUGUGGGCCUGUCUCUCUAAAGAGCAUGGCGAUGUACUCGCUUUCCUUUCUGACAUGCCAGCGGUGCUUGGGCCCUACCCCACGGACCAAGGCGACCCCUACGAGACCGAGCUUCUAUAUGGUAGGACAGGCGCUUUGUAUCUACUACGGAUGUUGCGUCACUGGGUGCCCGCCAGUGCGUCGAGCCUUGAGGAGCCGAUAGCCAAACUCGCAGGGAAAAUCAUGGACACGGAUAGCGAUGGCAAGGGCAACUGGGAGUGGAACGGAGACAGGCGCUACGGUCCCCCUCACGGCGAUAUCGGCAUCAUCACUCAGCUAGUACUCACUCUUCCGUCACUCGCACCCAAGCUGUCUGCGAAGGUCGAGGAACUGUUGAGUCUCCAGGGACCAGAUGGUAAUUGGCCGUCCAGUAGAGAUACGAUGGAAACCGAGAAAGGGUGGGAGCGAGUGCAAUACUGUCAUGGAGCCCCCGGGUUUGUUUGUGCUUUGCAGACGCUGCGCCCCUUCUACCCAGAACUUCAUGGCCGCAUCGACCAGGCUAUUGCACGGGGACGGGAAACGACAUGGAGUCGAGGUCUCCUCAAGAAGGAACCGAAUCUCUGCCACGGCAUCCUUGGAAAUGCAUUCGCAUUCCCAAUCGGCCCUAAACGAGAACACUUCCUCGCUCUUUGUACACCCGAUGAGAUUGAAAAGGCAAAAGAAUGUGAUCCAAAGGUAUUCGGGGCAGCCGCCUAUGGUAUGGAGGUAAUGGUUGCCUUGCAAUACCUUCCCAGUGCAGCGUGGACCUGGGCAGUUUGCGAUAUGCCUAUACCGCCCAUGCUGAUGUUUAAUGAUGUCUGAGGCAAUGCAGCGUUAAUUGUCAAUCUCUGAACCACUAGACCGCCCAGAUCUUUCAUGGCUAUAAAUGUGGUGGGUGCAAUGGUGUAUAUAUUCUGCUAUGUGAGAAUGAUAAUACAUGCCAUAGACUCGAAAGAAUUGGACAUCCCACCAGGUUAACCAUACACAAG